GAAACGCGCCAUUCACGGUGGUUUGUCAUAAAACACCAGAAGAAGAAGAAGGCGACGGAAAAGGAAGUUGCGCCAUUACGUGAUCGAGCGUUGAGCCGACAGCGAUCACAGAUGCCGCUCGGCGAUUAAACGAUAAAGAUUUAAACAUGAGGAGGAGUAAAGCAGAAGUGGAUCGAUAUAUUUCUUCAGUUCAGAGCGCCUCUCCCUCUCAGAAACAGAAGUCAGGGAAAGGGUUUCUGUUUGCCAGACUCUACUUUGAGGCUAAAGAAUAUGAACUCGCUCAAAGGCAUGUUCAGGAGUAUUUGAGCGCACAGCCGAAGGAUCCUAAAGCACACAAGUUCCUCGGGCAGCUGUUCGAGCGUGAGGGUGAGACGGACAAAGCUGUGGGAUGUUACAAGCGUUCGGUGGAUCUGAAUCCGGCUCAGUCGGACCUGGUUCUGAAGGUGGCGGAGCUGCUGUGCGGCAAACCGGAGCCGGACAGCCGGGCCGAGUUCUGGGUGGAGAAAGCUGCCAGGCUCCUGCCGGGACAUCCCUCCGUCUUCAAUCUGAGGGAGACGCUUCUGAGCACACGAGGACAGAAUGCCUCCAACCAGCUGUACGAGCUGCUUCAGUCGGAGCUCCGGCUGCGGCCCGACGACACCUACAUCAACCUCAGGCUGGUGCGUCUGUACAGUGCUGACGGGCGGCACGAGGAGGCGCUCAAGCACUGUCUCGCGGUGGAGAAGACUGGCCUUCUGAGGGACCGUCUGGAGUGGUACGAGCUUCUGGUCAGCACCCUUCAGGAGUGUCUCUGCCAGCCGAGCGUGGCGUCGAACGAGCAGGCGUCACGCAAGCUUCACAGAGAGCUGCUGCUGGCGCUCUGCAGCCGCGUCAGACUGACACUGACGGAGAAGAGCUGUGAGGAGAGCGCUGAUGCUCUCUGGAGUUUGGACCGUGCGAUGCAGUCUCUGAAGAACACGGCCACGAACACGCUGGACGGGCUGUCGGAGGUGUUCACGGAGACGAGGGCUCAGCUGUACCUGUACGCCGGGACGCUGCUGCUGAAGAUGGCGCAGGACGGGGCGCAGCAGUGGAGGGCUGUGCAGGAUUUAGCCGCUCUCUGUUAUCUCGUGGCCUAUCAGGCUCCGAGACCCAAAGCCAAGAGUUUGAAAAGUGAGCACGCGUCCCAUGAGCCUUUGGAGCUGCUGGCCUCGGACCGCCAGAGUCAGGCGGGUCACAUGCUGUUGAAUCUGAGCGGGGACGUGGAGCAGCUGCUGAAGGACGUGGUGGAGGCGUUCGGGAACCGGCGAGCGCCGAGCUCUCUGUUCGACCUGCUCUUCAGCACACAGACCCACGAGCAGCUCUCCUUCAUCUACAACGACGAGAUGCAUGUGGUCAGCGCACACGUGCCCAGCGCCGCAGAUCUGGCCAAGUGGGACAGCGGUGCGGUGCUGCUGCACGCGGGCGAUCUUCAGCACCUGGCGUGGCUCGGCCUGCAGUGGGCGCUGAUGGAGCAGAGCGUCAGCCUGCAGCACUGGCUCAAGCAGCUCUUCCCUCGCCUCACGCUCGAGACCUCCAAACUGGACACCAACGCACCCGAGUCCAUCUGCCUGCUCGACCUGGAGGUGUUCUUGUGCGGCGUUGUGUUCAGCAGUCAGACGCAGCUGCAGGAGACGGCACGGAUGGCCUCGUGCUCCUCGCCCAAUCAGCCCCAUCAGCCCCGGUGUUUGCCUCUGAACAUCAUAAAGCUCCUGUCCUCCUCCAAGCAGCGCGAGUGGUGGGACGCCGUCUACAGUCUGAUCCACAAGAGAGCGCAGCAGGGGACGUCGGCUAAACUGCGGCUGCUGGUUCAGCACGGUCUCGGCACGCUGCGCGCCGGUGAGAAACACGGCCUUCAGCCGGCGCUGCUCAUCCACUGGGCUCAGCAUCUCACUGACGUGAGUGAACGGGUGAACUCUUACUAUGACCAGAAGGAGUAUGCAGGCCGCAGUGUGCACUACUGGAAAGUUGUGCUUCCCUUGCUUGAGAAAAUCCGAAGCAAACGCAGCAUUCCUGAACCUCUGGAGCCGAUGUUCAUGCACUUUCGCAGUAAAGACAUACAGCCUUCUCAAGUGCGAGUAUAUGAGGAAGAGGCCACCAUAAGCUUUGCCACACUUGAUGACAUCGAGGGCAACACCGAUGAGGCCAUCGCAAAGCUGGAGAAGCUCAACAGCAUCGUGUCUAACUGGCAUCUUGCUAAGAUCUAUCAGAGGCUGUCGGAGGAGGUGGGAAACGGGCUGGAGGAGACGCAGGGCAGGUGCACCAACUUCCUCCUGCAGUUCAGGAAAUACCUGACGAAGAUUUAUCAGGCCAGUCCAGAGGACUUGGACAAGUUACCUGUAUCUAUGGAGGAAGUGAUGGAUUCGCUGAACGAAGUCAACCAGCAGCUUGCAGAUGAUGGCGAGCGGGAUGAAGAUCAGGUGGACUAUCCGCUGACGUCCAGCCCUGGUCAUCCCACAGAACCGCAUGUGAAAUUCUCCACUCCGUCCCCAUCCAAAAGUGUCACGUCUCCAUCCAAAAGAUCUGUGUUCUCACCCAAAACGCCUCCUCAUUGGGCCGAGGACCAUAAGUCCCUCCUGCAGAUGUUGUGCCAGCAGGUCGAGUCCUUGAAGAAUGAGGUUCAUGACCUGCGGCAUAACUCCUCUGAUGGUACACCAUCCUCAUAUAGGAUGUAUCGAGAUAAUUAUACUGCAGAAGGACUUCAGGAAGCAUUUCCUGGAGCACAGGCAUUCCAUGGUGUUCCUCUUACCGUUGCCACUACAGGUCCCUCUGUGUACUACAACCAGUCUCCAGCAUAUAAUUCACAGUAUCUUCUACGCACUGCUGCAAAUGUUACACCAACAAAGGGCCCAGUAUACGGGAUGAAUCGUCUUCCUCCACAGCAGCAUAUGUAUGCCUACCAACAAUCAACACACACCCCACCUCUUCAGUCAACUCCCGCAUGCAUAUAUCCUCAAGAGCAGGUCUUUGGUGCUCCCAUUCGAUUUGAGUCACCGGCUACAUCCUUACUCUCACCAUACAGUGAAGAGUAUUACGGUCACAAUGUUCCUCAACCUACAGUCAAUCCAACAUUGCCAGAACCUGGGUAUUUCACUAAGCCAUGUGUCGUUACACCCACGCAGCCAUCCAGGAGCAGUGAAAGCAAGCCUGCUGAUCCCAAGAUGAGUUUUGGGUCGCAGUUCACAGGUGAACCUCCUAAGGUUCCAAACUUUGGGGGUGUUGCCAUUGCCCCGUCAACAUCAGCAACAACUGCAUUCAAGUUCAACUCCAAUUUCAAGUCAAAUGAUGGUGAUUUCACCUUUUCCUCUGCUCAGAUGAAAAAUAGUGAAAGCCUCUUGGGACUUCUGACAUCAGAUAUUCCUCCCAAAGUAGAGGGACCAUCAGAACCAAAACAUCAGAACCAAGACCAGCCGCCUAGCCAAAGUGGAGUCUUUACUUUUGGGAGUAAAAUUACCACAGGAUUUACAUUCACUGAUGCUGCUCAGAGCAAAAUGAGUGUUUUUGGCAACACUGACCAAAGAUUUAGCUUUGCAAGUGGAACCAAACCAGUAUUGGGAAAUCCAGAGGCUCGGGAAGAGAAAAAUGGGGAAAGUGAUAAUGACAGCACCCAUGUGGAGGAGGAUGAGGAUGGCCCUCAUUUUGAGCCCAUUGUGCCUCUUCCUGAUAAGGUUGAUGUGAAAACUGGUGAGGAGGAGGAAGAGGAGAUGUUCUGCAAGAGAGCAAAACUCUUCCGGUUUGACUCUGAGACUAAAGAAUGGAAAGAGAGGGGAAUUGGAAGUAUCAAAAUUCUAAAACACAGAACAUCUGGGAAAGUUCGUCUGUUGAUGAGGAGGGAACAGGUUCUCAAAAUCUGUGCUAAUCACUAUAUCACUGCAGAUAUGGCCCUCAAACCAAAUGCUGGAUCUGACAAGUCUUGGGUGUGGUAUGCAAUGGACUAUGCAGAUGAAAUGCCGAAGACUGAGCAGUUGGCCAUUCGUUUUAAAACUGCGGACGAAGCUGCACUGUUUAAAGUCAAAUUUGAGGAGGCUCAAAAAUUCCUUCAAGAGUCCCCACAAGGCCAACAGUUGGAAAAGAAAGGUGAAACUCCAAAGCCUCAAGUUUCAUCCAAAGAAAUGGAUCUUAAAACACUGUUUUCCAAGAAGAAGGGUGAAUGGGACUGUGACACUUGCUGUGUAAGAAACGCUCCCACAUCUGUGGUAUGCGUUGCCUGCAACAGUGCAGCUCCUUCCACAGCGAAGGACAAACCUGUAGAGUCCCCACUCUUCCAACAGUUGGAAAAGAAAGGUGAAACUCCAAAGCCUCAGGUUUCAUCCAAAGAAGUGGAUCUUAAAACACUGUUUUCCAAGAAAGAGGGUGAAUGGGACUGCGAUGUGUGCUGUGUACGAAAUGCUCCCACAUCUGUGGUAUGCGUUGCCUGCAACAGUGCAGCUCCUUCUACAGCAAAACCUGUAGAGCAACUCAAAGGCUCUGCGCCCACGGCUCCUCCUGCUAAAGUGUUUUCUUUUGGGCUCUCUGGAGAUUCUGAUAAGAAUGCCAUCAGCACUGAUGUCAGCUCAAAGGGCUUAGCAUUUGGGUCUCAAAUACCAGUUUCUUUUCAGUUUGGAUCAAAUGAUGCUACAGUAACAUCUGUUGGCCUUGCAGGUCAGUCUGAUAAGAAAACUAUUCAGACUGAUGCACCACAACCUGCGAAAGUGUCAGCAGCUCCAUCAUUCUCCUUUGGCUCUGGAUUUGGCGCUCAAUUCGCCAAGAAAGAGGGUCAGUGGGACUGUGACUCCUGCUUAGUGAGGAAUGAUGCUUCAGCAACUGAAUGUGUUUCUUGCAAAGCCCCCUGCAGCACUGGAUUAGCUGCCAUGUUUGGUAAAAAAGCAGGACAGUGGGAUUGUGACACUUGCCUGGUAAGAAAUGAAGGUACAGCUAGCCACUGUGUCUCUUGUCAGGCAGCAAACCCAAAUAUGAAAGGCAAGACCUCUACUGCACAAUCAAGUUCCUCAUUUAACUUCAGUUUUGGUAGUUCUAGCAAGCAACCUGCUGCAACAGGAUUUACAGCCAAUUUCAAUCCAGGUCCUGCUUUUCAGUUUGGUACAAGUAAGGAUAAAACAUCCUCAGAAAGUUUCAAGUUUGAGCCCUCUACAACUCAGGCUGAUAAGUCAUCAAGCAGUUCAAAUUUUUCAUUCUCCAUGCCAGCGCCUGCUGGUGGUUUCAAGUUUGGCAUUACAGAAUCUGAGGCAAAAGCAUCAGAUGGACCGUCACAAAGUGGGUCUGCUUCUGACCUCCUCAAAAAUAUUGCUGAGCUUCACAGAGAGAAGGAAAAAGAGUCAAUUCCAAGUUCCUCAGAUGAGACUGUAGACUCUGGUAGUCACGAUAAUAAUCCCCUCAUUACCGGUGGGCCUAACUCUUUUAGUUUUGCUGACUUUGCAAAGUCCUCACAAGGUAGUUUUCAGUUUGGCCAGAAGGAUAUUGUUGAACUUCACGGAGAGAAGGAAAAAGAGUCAAUUCCAACUUCCUCAGAUGAGCCUGUAGACUCUGGUAGUCACGAUGAUAAUCCCCUCAUUACCAGUAAGCCUAACUCCUUUAGUUUUGCAGACUUGGCCAAGUCCUCACAAGGUAGUUUUCAGUUUGGCCAGAAGGAUAUAGUAGAACUUCACGGAGAGAAGGAAAAAGAGUCAAUUCCAAGUUCCUCAGAUGAGCCUGUAGACUCUGGUAGUCACGAUAAUAAUCCCCUCAUUACUGGUAAGCCUAACUCCUUCAGUUUUGCAGACUUGGCCAAGUCCUCACAAGGUAGUUUUCAGUUUGGCCAGGAGGACCCCACUUUCAAAGGCUUUGCAGGGGCUGGUGCACAGCUCUUUACAGGAAUUAAUUCCAGCCCCAGGCCAGACACCUCUGCCGAUCAAGAUGAUGAAAUGUACAAAACAGAGGAGAAUGACGAUAUUCAGUUUGAGCCGGUUGUUCAGAUGCCUGAGAAGGUUGACCUUGUUACAGGGGAAGAAGAUGAGAAAAUCUUGUAUUCACAGCGUGUCAAACUCUUCAGAUUUGAUACGGAAACAAGCCAAUGGAAAGAAAGAGGAGUUGGCAACCUUAAACUGCUUAAAAAUAAUAAGAAUGGGAGACUUCGAGUUCUUAUGAGGAGAGAGCAGGUGUUGAAGGUAUGUGCUAAUCAUUGGAUCACAACCACAAUGAAUUUAAAGCCCCUCUCUGGGUCAGAUCGUGCCUGGAUGUGGAUGGCCAAUGACUUUUCAGAAGGAGAUGCCAAAUUAGAACAGCUUGCGGCAAAAUUCAAAACACCAGAGCUUGCAGAAGAGUUCAAGAUAAAAUUCGAGGAGUUUCAGCGGCUGCUAUUGGAUAUUCCUUUACAGACCCCUCACAAGCUUGUGAAUACUGGCAGAACAGCCCAACUUAUACAGAAAGCUGAAGAAAUGAAAUCUGGUCUUAAAGACCUCAAAUCAUUCUUGACUUACCAAAGCAAGGAUGAUGAAAAUAGCGUAGCAGGUAACAGUACCUCUACAGUCAUAGUCAAGCUCGACUCUGAAAGCACCGGAACUGCUUUAGAAUGGGAUAAUUACGAUUUGCAAGAGGAAGCGCUCAAGAACUAUGAUAAUUCCUCUGUGUGCGAUGCCCCUUCGCAGCCUGAUUCAGUAGCAAAGAGUUUGUUCCGUUUUGGCGAAUCGUCCACAGGCUUUAGUUUCAGUUUUCAGCCUAUUCUCAGUCCCUCCAAGUCUCCAUCUAAGCUAAACCAGAGCCAGGCUUCUGUUGGCACAGAUGAUGAACAAGAAGCAUCGCAAGAGGAAGAGCGAGAUGGUCAGUACUUUGAGCCUGUUGUGCCAUUGCCUGAUCUUAUCGAGGUCUCAACGGGGGAAGAGAACGAACAAGUCAUUUUCAGUCACCGGGCCAAACUAUACCGCUAUGAUAAAGAACUUAGUCAGUGGAAGGAACGAGGUAUAGGAGACCUUAAAAUACUACAAAACUAUGAAACGAAACGUGUCAGACUUGUGAUGAGACGGGACCAGGUCCUCAAACUGUGUGCAAACCAUUGGAUUGAUUCAAAUAUGAAGCUUGAGCCCAUGAAAGGAGCUGAGAAAGCGUGGAUCUGGAGUGCCUUCGAUUUUGCCGAAGGGCAGGGCAAGGUUGAACAGUUGGCUGUACGAUUCAAACUUCAGGAAACGGCAAGUACUUUCAAAGAGGUCUUCGAAGAGGCAAAGACCGCCCAGGAAAAAGACACUCUUCUCACCCCACUUUCCGCAAGAGUACCUGCUUUCACCCAAGAGGCACUCUGUGGUAAUGCUGCAGUUGCUUUAUUUGAGGAAACAACAAAAGAACGUACUGGACUUCCUGAGGUUGAAAGCAGUCCUAAACAGGAUGGUACACCUGGGGCAGAGCUUGGUGCUCAAAUUACCAAGACUGUGGUCUCUCCUCCCAAGUUUGUCUUUGGGUCAGACUCUGUGCAGAAGAUCUUUGGGAGCCCUGUGUCAUCAAAAGAGAAAUCUCCUGUUAUGAUUCCCAGUCCAAAAGAUGAGGAAACGAGUGCCUCAAAACUGAAAACCUCUGGACAGGCAGUGACCGGUCAGCCAUCCGUUGGGACUUCUUUCAGCAUUCCAACAAGAAGUUUGGAUUUUAGGCUUUUCAAAAAUAAUCCAAUGGCAUUUUGGAGCUGCACAUCAGCCACCCAGUUUGAAGCUUCGCCUCGGUCAGAACAGAAGAGCACUGAGGACGUGUGCGAUGAUGACGUUGAGAUUAUAUUUGAGCGAAAGCCAACAAGAGAGCAAGCAGAACUGGCCGCUCGACUGAUGCUUCCUCCUACGUUCUUCUGUUACAAAAAUGACCCAGGAUACAUCAGCGAUGAUGACAAUGAUGAUGAAGAUUUUGAAACCGCAGUGAGAAAUCUGAAAGGAAAGCUGUAUCCGGACGGAGCUGAUGGGGCGUCGGAUCAUGACUCUGAGUGCACACUACUGUGGGAGAAGAAGCCGACUGCAGCCGAGGAGCAGAGAGCCCGACGCCUGCAGCUGCCGCCCACCUUCCUGUGCGGCGUCAGCAGCGACUCCGAGGCCGAGGCCGAUCGGACGGACGACUUCAGCUCCGAGCUCCAGAAACUACAGCUCGCACAGGUGAAGCUGAAGCCUUCCCAUGAUGCUGCAGCAGAAGAGCCUCCCGCGGACGGCAGCCGGCCCAUUGACCUCUCCACAAAGAGGAGCGAGGCCGACUCCAGCUCCACCGAAGCAGGUCUUUCUUUUGUGUUUGCAUCUGAGAGUGCGUUUACGUUUGCAGACUUGGCAAAGACUUCAGGAGAAUUCGCUUUUGGCAAAAAGGAUGCUAAUUUUACGUGGUCAAACGCCGGAGCCACAGUCUUUGGAAGUGCACCAACACGAAAUGAUGGAGAGGAAACACACAAUGAAGGAGAAGAGGAGGGCAGCGAUGACGAAUCGCCCCGUAAUGAGGAGAUCCACUUUGAGCCGAUCGUGUCCUUGCCAGAGGUGGAGGUGAAGUCUGGCGAGGAGGACGAGGAGAUCCUGUUCAAAGAAAGGACCAAACUCUACCGCUGGGACCGCGAGCUCAACCAGUGGAAGGAGCGUGGCGUGGGAGACAUCAAGAUCCUCUUCCACCCCGUCAAGAAGUGCUACCGUGUGCUGAUGAGACGCGAGCAGGUGCUGAAAGUCUGUGCCAACCACACCAUCAGCAAGAGCAUUGAGCUCAAGCCCAUGAACACCUCGGCCAACGCGCUGGUGUGGACCGCCACCAACUACUCAGAGGGAGACGGGAAGGUCGAGCAGCUCGCGGCCAAGUUCAAGACUCCAGAGCUGGCCGAGUCCUUCAGACGAGCGUUCGUCGACUGCCAGAGCCUCAUGUCGCGGGCCGACUGCGCUCAGAUGUCCGUGGCCGAGGCGCUUUCACGAGACACCAACCCCGUGGUGUACUUCGACAUGGGGGUCGACGGCGAGCCUGCUGGGAGAAUCGUCAUGGAGCUGUUCGCUCACAUCGUUCCCAAAACCGCAGAGAACUUCCGGGCUCUGUGCACGGGCGAGAAGGGCUUCGGUUUCCACAGCUCCGUCUUCCACAGGAUCGUCCCUGACUUCAUGUGUCAGGGCGGCGAUAUCACCAACGGGGACGGCACUGGAGGAAAAUCCAUCUACGGAGGGAAGUUUGAGGACGAGAACUUCGACGUGAGGCACACGGGCCCGGGCCUGCUGUCCAUGGCCAACCGCGGCAGAGACACCAACAGCUCGCAGUUCUUCAUCACCCUCAAGAAAGCAGAGCACUUGGACUUCAAGCACGUGGCUUUCGGCUUCGUCAAAGAUGGCAUGGAUGUGGUGAAGAGGAUAGCAGAGCUGGGCACUAAGGACGGUAAACCCACUAAGACCAUAACCAUCACAGACUGUGGACAGCUGUAAACUUCUCUACGUUUGGCAAACUACUGUUCAUCAUGUCUGAGAUCAUGUUCCCUGAACUGUUGUGUAAAUGUGAGAUCCUGUACAUGCGCUGGUUUUAUUUUUGUCCUGUUUGUUAAUAAAUUAGAUGACAAUUAAAUGUAUACAAAAAAAAAUUUACUUUUAUGAUGAGAACUUGUUUAUUCCAGAGUUACCUCAGUGUGGGUUGAGUUUACAAGGUUGGCUUUCUUUGUUAUAAGUGUAUUUUGUCAUAUUUCACACCAGCAGUGUUUCAGAUAAAGCUGAAAUACAGUUCUGCUGUUCUGCCUCUGUCCAACAUGAGCUCCCACAAAAACAGCAGCGACGCUUUAUAUUUUUAGUCUCCUGAACACAAAAUAAAGUUGUUUCACUAUU
This is a messenger RNA of Megalobrama amblycephala (Wuchang bream), 9788 nucleotides long. RefSeq names its product RAN binding protein 2 (gene ranbp2). The coding region runs from base 147 to 9398 and encodes 3083 amino acids. The transcript is spliced from 29 exons. The record is from RefSeq and is a predicted model, not a curated record. Gene Ontology annotation, cellular component: cytoplasm; nuclear pore. Lineage: Eukaryota; Metazoa; Chordata; Actinopteri; Cypriniformes; Xenocyprididae. Gene Ontology annotation, molecular function: GTPase activator activity; protein binding; peptidyl-prolyl cis-trans isomerase activity. Gene Ontology annotation, biological process: protein folding; protein peptidyl-prolyl isomerization; NLS-bearing protein import into nucleus.